Messenger RNA from Mesocricetus auratus (golden hamster), 1002 nucleotides. Its product is annotated as cathepsin 7-like. NCBI's taxonomy places the organism in Eukaryota, Metazoa, Chordata, Mammalia, Rodentia, Cricetidae. The coding region runs from base 1 to 1002 and encodes 333 amino acids. The record is from RefSeq and is a predicted model, not a curated record. The transcript has 7 exons. Gene Ontology annotation, molecular function: cysteine-type endopeptidase activity. Gene Ontology annotation, cellular component: lysosome. Gene Ontology annotation, biological process: immune response.
AUGAUUCUUGCUGUCCUCGUGGGCUUCCUGUACUUGGGAGUGGCCUCAGCUGCUCCAACACCAGAUUACAGUUUGGAUGCCGAAUGGGAGGAGUGGAAAAGGAGCAAUGAUAAAACAUACAGCCAAGAGGAAGAAAGGCAGAGGAGAGCAGUAUGGGAAGAAAAUGUGAAAAUGUUCAAACUGCUCAAUAUGGAGAAUGGCCUGGUGAUUAACAACUUCACUGUAGAGAUGAAUGAAUUUGGUGACAUGACUGGUGAGGAAAUGAGGAAAAUGAUGAUGGAGAGCUCAGUUCUGACUCUAAGGAAUGGGAAACGCAUCCAGAAACGAGGAGAUGUCAAAUUUCCCAAAACUUUGGAUUGGAGAACACAAGGCUAUGUGACUCCUGUGCGGAGGCAGCUAGGUUGUGGUGCUUGCUGGGCUUUUGCUGUGGCUGGUUCCAUAGAAGCACAGCUGUUCAAGAAAACAGGCAGACUGAUCCCACUGAGUGUACAGAACCUAGUGGACUGUUCUACACCUUAUGGCACUGAUGGCUGUAAAGGGGGCAGAAUCUAUAAUGCCUUCCAGUAUGUGAAGUACAAUGGAGGUCUGGAGGCUGAGGCAACCUAUCCCUAUGAAGCAAAGGAUGGAAAAUGCAGGUACAGCCCUGAACGCUCUGUUGUUAAGAUCGACCGCUAUUUGAUUGUCCCAAGGAAUGAAGAAGCCCUACUGAAUGCGUUAGUGACCAAUGGGCCCAUUGCCGUUAGAAUUGAUGGUGCACAUGCAUCUUUUCGUAGAUAUACAGGAGGUAUUUACAAUGAGCCCAAGUGCAGACGUGAUUCCCCUAACCAUGCGAUGCUGUUGGUCGGCUAUGGCUAUGAAGGCAGAGAGUCUGAGGGCAGGAAAUAUUGGCUGGUGAAGAACAGCCAUGGUGAUAAUUGGGGAGAAAAUGGCUACAUGAAGAUUCCCAGAGAUCACUUCAACUACUGUGGAAUUGCUUCCUAUGCCAUGUACCCUACAUUGUGA